Akanthomyces muscarius is the source of this 3351-nucleotide messenger RNA. RefSeq lists its product as uncharacterized. Gene Ontology annotation, molecular function: aminoacyl-tRNA deacylase activity; leucine-tRNA ligase activity; ATP binding. Bases 1 to 3351 code for a protein of 1116 amino acids. Gene Ontology annotation, biological process: leucyl-tRNA aminoacylation. The record is from RefSeq and is a predicted model, not a curated record. The transcript has 2 exons. NCBI's taxonomy places the organism in Eukaryota, Fungi, Ascomycota, Sordariomycetes, Hypocreales, Cordycipitaceae.
AUGGCCGAUGCUACUCAGGCCAUGGACGGCCUUGCCAUCUCCAAGACCAAGGAGCUGAAAGGUACCGAAAAGCGAGACUCGUUAAUUGCCAUUGAGAAAAAGUACCAGAAGAAAUGGGCCGAGGACGGCGUCUUCCACACCGAUGCGCCGACCAUUGAGGAGGUUCCCCUCCACUCCGUUUCCGCGAGCGAGCUGCGAGAGAAAUACCCCAAGUUCUUUGGCACGUCGGCCUACCCGUACAUGAACGGCACCAUGCACGCCGGCCACGCCCUGACCGUCUCCAAGGUCGAGUUCUCGGCCGGCGUCGCCCGCAUGCAGGGCAAGCGCGCUCUGUUCCCCAUGGGCUUCCACUGCACCGGCAUGCCCAUCAAGGCGUGCGCCGACAAGCUCGUCAAGGAGAUUGGACUGUUUGGCAAGGACUUUUCCGGCUACAACCCCGACGACGAGGUGGUCGAGGACGAGGCCGCCAAGCCCGCCGCCAAGCAGGUCAAGGAGGACCCGACCAAGUUCAAGGCCACCAAGGGCAAGGCCAACGCCAAGACCAUCAAGGCCAAGUACCAGUUCCAGAUUAUGAAGUCCAUCGGCGUGCCCCUCGACGAGAUUCACAAGUUUGCCGACUCGGGCCACUGGCUCCAGUACUUUCCCCCGCUGACCAUUCGUGAUCUGACGGACUUUGGCUGCCGCAUCGACUGGCGCAGAACAUUCGUCACCACCGACGCCAACCCCUACUACGAUGCCUUUGUCCGCUGGCAGAUGAACCGCCUCCGCGAGCUCAAGAAGAUCAAGUUUGGCAAGCGCUAUACCAUCUACUCCAUCAAGGACCGCCAGCCCUGCAUGGACCACGACCGUGCCGAGGGUGAGGCUGUUAACCCCCAAGAAUAUACCGCCCUGAAGCUCAAGGUCCUUGAGUGGUCUGAAAAGGCUGCCGAAAAGGUCAAGGCUGGCCUUCCCGCCAACGCCAACGUCUUCCUUGUGCCCGCCACCCUGCGACCCGAGACCAUGUACGGCCAGACGUGCUGCUUCGUUGGUCCUAAGCUCCAGUAUGGCAUCUUCAAAGUCAACGACACCGACUACUUCUUGAUGACCGAGCGUGCCGCCCGCAACAUGGCUUACCAGGGUGUCUUUGCCCAGGAGGGUGUCAUCGAGAAGGCGAUGGACAUUGUUGGAACUGAAGUUGUCGGUACUCUUGUUGAUGCUCCCCUCUCUCUUCACAAGGAUGGUGUCCGCGUCCUGCCCAUGGACACUGUUCUCCCCACCAAGGGUACCGGUGUUGUCACCUCGGUCCCGUCUGACAGCCCCGACGACUUUGCCACUGUCACCGAUCUUGCCAAGAAGGCCGACUACUACGGCAUCAAGAAGGAAUGGGCUGAGCUCGAAAUCUUCCCCAUCAUUGAGACCCCCAGCUAUGGCGAUCUAUGCGCCCCCUUCCUCGUUAAGAAACUCAAGAUUGCUUCCCCCAAGGACACGAAGCAGCUCGAGGAGGCCAAGGAGCUUUCGUACAAAGAGGGUUUCUACCAGGGAAUUAUGAAGGUUGGCGCUUACAAGGGCGAAAAGGUUGAAGUUGCCAAGCCCAAGGUUCGCGCCGACAUGAUUGCUGCCGGCCAGGCCUUUGCCUACUCCGAGCCUGAGCGCAAGGUUGUCUCCCGAUCUGGCGAUGACUGCAUUGUUUCCCUCAUGGACCAGUGGUACCUCGAUUACGGUGAGGAGGAGUGGAAGAAGACUGCUCUUGAAUGGGUCGAUAAUGGUCUGGACACCUUCUCGGCUGAUACCAAGAACGCCCUUGAGGGUGUCCUGAACUGGCUCAACCAGUGGGCUUGCGCUCGUUCGUUCGGUCUCGGCACGAAGCUCCCCUGGGACCCUCAAUUCAUUGUCGAGAGUCUGAGUGACUCGACCAUUUACAUGUCGUACUACACUGUCGCCCACUUCUUACACAGCGAUCUGUUUGGUACCAAGCCUGGCAAGUUCAGCAUCUCUGCCGACCAGAUGACGGACAAUGUCUGGGACUACAUCUUCUGUCGCCGUGAUUUUGACGAGUCGGUUCUCAAGGAGUCCAACAUCUCGCGCGAGAACCUCGAGAGCAUGCGUCGUGAGUUUGAGUACUUUUACCCCGUCGACAUGCGCGUCUCCGGCAAGGAUCUUCUGCCCAACCACUUGACCUUUUUCCUCUACAUCCACCUGGCCAUGUUCCCCCAGGAGUACUGGCCGCGUGGUAUCCGUGUCAACGGUCAUUUGACUCUGAACGGUGAGAAGAUGUCUAAGAGUACCGGCAACUUCCUUACCCUUCAGGAGCUGGUUGCCAAGUUUGGUAGUGACGCUUCGCGUAUUGCCAUGGCUGAUGCUGGUGAUGGUAUUGGUGACUGCAACUUGGAGGAGGAUGUUGCGGACAACAACAUUUUGCGUCUGUACAACCUCCGCGAGUGGUGCGAGGAGAUGAGCAGCCCCGAGGCCGGCCUCCGUGAGGGUGCCGUCAACGACUUCCAGGAUGCCCUCUUCAUCAACGACAUGAACGCUCUUGCGCGCGAGUCGAUUGAGCAGUACAAGGAGACCAACUUCAAGCUCGCUCUCAAGGCUGGUCUGUACGAGCUGAUUACGGCCAGAGAUUUCUACCGCGAGGCUUGUGCGGCCGCCAAUAUCAAGAUGCACAAGGAGACGGUGUUGCGCUAUAUCGAGUUGCAGGCCCUUCUUCUCGCCGUUGUGGCGCCUCACUGGGCCGAGUACAUCUGGCUCGAGGUGCUCAAGAAGGACAAGUCGAUCCAGCACAUGACAUUCCCCGAGAUGGGCGAGGUUGACGCUGCGCUGUCUGCCAAGCGCGAUUAUGUGCGCAACACGGCGUCCAACAUCAACUCGGCCGAGGGCCAGCAGCUGAAGAAGAAGGCCAAGGGCAAGGAGACGGCGUUUGACCCCAAGAAGCCCAAGAAGCUGACGAUUUACCUGUCUGAGACGUUCCCCGCUUGGCAGGCCAAGUACCUGGAGCUGCUCAAGGAGAUGUGGGACCCGGCGACCAAGUCGACCAACGACAAGGAGCUGAACGGCAAGAUUGGCAAGAUGGGCGAGAUGAAGAAGGCGAUGCCGUUUGUGCAGGCCCUGAAGCGCCGCCUCGCGACGGGCGAGCCGGCGUCGGUGGUGCUGGAGCAGAAGCUGGCGUUUGACGAGAAGCAGACGCUCCUCCAGAUGGUGCCGAGCUUGAAGCGCGGUGCGGUGCUGGCGGAUCUUGAGCUCCUGGCGGUUGAGGAGGGCGGCAAGAAGGGCACGAGUCUCCUGGACGGCAAGACGGUGGAGAUUAACAAUGUGCUCGCCGAGAAUGCGGUGCCAGGCAGCCCUACGUUUGUGUUUGAGAAUAUCGAGGCUUAG